CCGUUUGGAUUACAGCACUUCAAGUAAUAAGCUAUUUUUUUUUCAUAUUAUGAAUUGGUGCGUCAAACACAUCAGGCAAACGAGACCCACAGAACCAGUGAAAGGCCUAUUAACGCUCUUUGUUAUCUUGUGGCGACUCCCAUUUGCUUCAAGUGUGUCAAUCACAGCACCAGGAGAUGUCGUGGCCGGUCGUCCAUUUACCCUGCAGUGUAAGAUAACCAGAUCGGCAGGUGACAUGAAUGGGACGGCCUGGUAUCUGAACAGAUCCCGUAUAUACGCCACCCGUGUGUGUACAUCAUCAAUACAGCUAUCAUCACAAUCACCAGCCGGGUUGCCACGCGGAUGCCAACUCGUCAACGGUGAAGAGGUUUACACAAUCACGAUACAGAACGUGACUGUAGACACGGGCCGGGGCAGAUGGUUAUGUUCCUAUGCGGACAUGAGUGCCAGUGUUAGUCUGGAUGUUCAAGUCGGACCUGGCAGCAUACAGCUCAGGGUAGACUCCGGACAAUCGGAAAACACAGUUACCGUCAACGAAAACAGCACAGUGACAUUUACAUGUAAUGCUAGCGAGUCCAGUCCUGUUUCCACCCUCUCCUGGUACAACAACAGCGGUCCUAUAGCAGCAGCAGAGAUAUCAGAAGUGAGCUCACAGCGAAGUCCCAACCACGGAUACCUGACCACACAGCGAUAUACAGUGAGGGUUGAUCGAUAUCAGGAUGGUGAUGUCAUCAGAUGUGAGGCUCAGAGACCUGGUAAAGGAAACAGUAAACGUGUAUCUCCCAGUUUAAUCCUGGAUGUGCUGUGUAAGUAUGUUAUUGUUUAUUGUUUUCGCAGAUUUAUUUUGACGUGUUGCAAAAUAUGAAAGCAAGACGAGAAUACACAUUUCCCUCUAGGCGUCGUUUAAGUUACAAAUGAUAUCUGUUGUGGAUGUAACGUUGAGUGAGAUGAGUGUGAUGGAUGUUAUCGUUGAAAAGGUAGUUUAGAAAUAAUAUAAUGUGCAUGUGGAACGGAUAUUGUUUAUGCCUUUUCUACUUUUUUUUUAAACAGAUGCCCCAGAAAUAACAUGUAACACAACUCACGUGACACUGUUCGAAGGUCAGAGACUAAAAAUCUCAUGUGACGUAACAUCCAACGAUGAUGUCGUCAUCCAUUGGUAUCAAAGUGGCCGUCGAAUUGAUAACGCAGUGACGACAAACUCUCAAGGUCCAGCUCGGCGUGACGUUACCAUGUCGACAGUGGAGUUUGAGUCAGCCGAUGCGAAGAUUUCCGGCGUGUAUCAGAUCGAAGCUACGAACAGUAUUGGAUCAUCAACUAGGGAAAUAACAAUAAGUGUGAUUAGUAUAGUAUUUUAUUUGAAAAUUUUGAAUAUGUGGCAAAAAUAAAUGUAUUUAUUCAGGGAGUAUUUUAUUCUAUGUGAUAAACAUGUCUUACAAUUUCAGUCAGAUGUCAGCGAUCUGAAAUGAAAAACCAUUAUCUUUUUUAUUUAUUAGACUUUUUUAUUAUUAGAGGGUCAGUUUAUACCACAGGAGAUAGAGAUGAUAUCAUGUGAUGACAACCAGGCCACUCUGAUCUGGGCGUCUGGGAUUGAUGACUCUCUGGUGGAAUACUACAACUUGGAGUAUAAAAGAACACAGGGUGAAUGGAAAGGAGAACUCGUCAGAAAUCUAGGAAGAGUAAAACUUGUCCGGAAAACCGUGUCUGGUUUACAAUCUGGAGUGUUGUACCAUUUUAGACUUCAGCCUGUCUCAAACAUCACCUUUUCACAAUAUGCUACAGCCAACUGCACCGUUCAAGCUUCACAGGCGAUCCGUGGACAGAAGGACGUUCAUGAAGCCGGCGUCAGUAAAGGUGGUAUGCUUGCCAUAGGUGUUGUUAUUGGUAUUGCAGUCGUCACCAUUAUUGUUGUUUCCGUCACUUGCCGGCAGCUGCGAAAAACGCCAUCAACAGGAAACAAAGAAGACACCUCAGACAAACAGGGUACAGGACAAGUCUUGAGGGUCAUAGAAGACAGCGGUAUAGAAGACAGAGUUGUGGAAUAUAGGGGUAUAGAAGACACAGUUGUGGAAGAUACGACUGACCUUGAACAUGUUUCACAUGGUCACUAUGAGGAUCUGGACACCACACCCAACCCAGGACCACAUUACGAGGAGCUCUCAGGAACAACGGCGUCAUCCACACCUGGUGAGAACAGAGUCUACGAGAAUGCAACCGUGUUAUGAACAUAAAAUGUACUUCUUGGUGGCAGCUCAUGUAAUAGAAACAAUUCCUGACCCGUAUUUAAUGGCAUAACCCGUUACAGUUUGAGAGGCCCAAUGAGGGAAGUGUUGUGAUGUUAUAAGAAAUGUUGGAUAGCGAUUACAUUACACUCGUACAUUAAUAAUUAACACCUUAUUAAUCCUUGUCAGGAUUUAAUUCAAAUGGUCCAUUAUGGCUUAAUCCCAGAUUGGCAAUACUUCAGCCAUAUUGUGGCUAUAUUCGAACUUGGAUGUACACAUAAAGUCAAAGCAUGAGUGUGUAUGGAAACUACCAUUGUCAAACUUCUAUGAAGGUUAUGUGACCGAACAGGCUGCGGAAUGAAGAAACGCCGAAUAAAGGACGAAUAAAGUCUACUAAAGCCAGUUGAUGAGAGACAUUAACAUACAGCGGUAAUGUAAACUUUGCCAACGAGAGGGGGAACGAACUUGAAAUCUCAUGCAGUUGGGGCAUUUUAUAAAUAUGUUCAUUUUUAAACAUGUGAAUGUUUUUUGUUUUAUUUUUAUUCUAUGUCACGCUUUAAUCAAUUUCUUGAUUACGCGUCAUGUAUGCAAGGAAAUCUUAUCAUCGUAUGCUUGAAACUGACGAUGAAAGCUAUACUAAAAGCCCAGAACAAUGCACGGAUGAGUAGGGACAUUAGUAAAGGUAAUGGCCGACAGCUAGAACUGGUCAUUGGCCACAU
Molecule: messenger RNA, 2938 nt
Organism: Liolophura sinensis
Lineage: Eukaryota; Metazoa; Mollusca; Polyplacophora; Chitonida; Chitonidae
Product: cell adhesion molecule 4-like
Exons: 8
Coding region: 1539-2222 (227 amino acids)
Biological process (GO): cell-cell adhesion
Cellular component (GO): plasma membrane; cell-cell junction
Molecular function (GO): cell adhesion molecule binding
Source: RefSeq, a predicted model, not a curated record